CUUGCACAGUCCUCAGCGCUGCAGCCUUUACUGUGGGCGUUUUUCCACAAUCUUGACUCCUCAAUUUUUGGGUGUUGCCCCUCUGAUUUACAAGUUUUUAAGUUUCGCGUAGGCAUCUCAGAAGAACUAUAGGCAAGUGCGGCACUUUCCGCUCGAGAUAUAUCCAAAAUAUCUCGAAAACAUCGAGGCCUCUGAACUUUGUUCACGCUGUACUUUUGAGGCGACAGAGGAGCGGUCCCUUAGCCGCCUUUAGCUAACUGUGGCUAAUUGACGAAAGCUGCGAUAAAGCCGACGAAAGAGCCGUCCAAUGCAGGCCAUUAAGUGUGUGGUUGUGGGGGACGGGGCUGUGGGUAAGACCUGCCUACUCAUCAGCUACACGACCAAUGCAUUCCCUGGAGAGUACAUCCCCACAGUCUUUGACAACUACUCUGCUAAUGUUAUGGUUGAUGGCAAACCCGUGAAUCUUGGCCUUUGGGAUACAGCUGGACAGGAGGACUACGACAGGCUUAGGCCAUUGUCUUACCCACAAACGGAUGUGUUCCUCAUUUGCUUUUCUGUCGUGAGUCCUGCCUCCUUUGAAAACGUCCGUGCCAAGUGGUAUCCUGAAGUAAGACACCACUGUCCUAACACUCCAAUCAUUUUGGUGGGCACCAAACUGGAUCUAAGAGAUGACAAGGACACAAUCGAUAAGCUUAAGGAAAAGAAACUCAUCCCAAUCACCUAUCCCCAGGGCUUGGCUAUGGCGAAAGAAAUAACUGCAGUCAAGUACCUGGAAUGCUCAGCUUUGACCCAACGUGGCCUUAAGACAGUGUUUGAUGAAGCCAUCAGGGCAGUCCUUUGCCCUCCACCCAUGAAGAAGAAGAGGAGAAAGUGCCUUUUAUUGUAAUGGAGAAUUGCAGGGAGUAUGCUACACAAUUGCAGUCAAACUUGCCUAUUAAGAGGGAAGACAUAACUCCCACUGUUUCAGUUCACACUUGGUGUCCUUGCUUACAUAGUGGUAGAUUAGACUUCAUUUGAAAGAGCUCCACAGAUCUGAGCAUUCGCACUAAAGGAUUGCUUAUGUCUGUCUUGUUCUUUCAGACAACUGUAAUAAAGUGACUUUUCAUAAGGCCUGGUGAAAAUUAUGGUGUGUAAAUGAUUUAGAGGUUAAUGCAGGAAAAAGAGGGAGAACAAACAAAUAAAAAAUCAGAAAAGUUACAAAUUUGAAAUUACUUAAAAAUUACUAAGGGGAUCCUUUGAUGUACUUAAAAGUCCUUGACACUAAGAAAUUCCUGCUGCCUUGAAGACAUUUUACUAAUGAAACAUGUUUUGUUUUUAUUAUUUUGUUGUAGGAAAAUAUAAUUUCUCCUCUUUUUGGUUGUCAGUCUCUAAUCUAUGGCUGAUGAUUUGUUUACAUUUCUCACUCGACUAGACUGAUGUACUGCCAAAACUCAGUCAGCGGUCACCACACUGUAGUAACCAUGGGAAACACUAAUGUGUUUAAUAGUUUUAAUCUUCUGUCAUCAAGUGAGUUUAACCAUUUGUAAAAAUAUGUAUUCUUAAAAAUUACUAAUAAGAAGUGUUGUAGCCACUGCUUUGAUUAUGGCCAUUAUUAUCUCUGUGCCCAUUGUCAUGUUAUUCUACUGUAUGUUAAGAGAACUGACACAAUUUAAAAGUGAGGUGUAUCUGUCGUACGCCUCGUCGGAUUUUGUAUGCCGGUUUUAGUCUUGGAGCUUGUGUAGAAAGCAUUUUAAACCAUCACGUUGCUGAAUUGUAACCUGUCAUUUUGAUCCCAUCUAUUACUGUAUUCUUCCAGUCUGUGAACCAUGUGUAUUAGCACCCAAUGUUAACCCCUUCAUGUGCGAUACAACCUCUGCAGUCCAGAUCGAUGAACGUUUUUUGAGAAGAGCAAUGAUCAAAGUUAGUGGGUGCUCUGGGGAGCUGCUGUACAUCCAAAUUCAUUUUAACAGUGUUUCACACUCUGUUUUACUCUUGCUACACCUGGUUUUAUUUUCACAUAGUAUAAUGCAGAAAUUUCUUUUUAAGUAAAUAAAAUCUUUGAAAUUCUA
Boleophthalmus pectinirostris (great blue-spotted mudskipper) is the source of this 2048-nucleotide messenger RNA. It is a transcript of the gene rac1a, whose product is annotated as Rac family small GTPase 1a. Bases 308 to 886 code for a protein of 192 amino acids. NCBI's taxonomy places the organism in Eukaryota, Metazoa, Chordata, Actinopteri, Gobiiformes, Gobiidae. Gene Ontology annotation, molecular function: GTP binding; protein kinase binding; GTPase activity. Gene Ontology annotation, biological process: actin filament organization; small GTPase-mediated signal transduction; regulation of actin cytoskeleton organization. The record is from RefSeq and is a predicted model, not a curated record. Gene Ontology annotation, cellular component: plasma membrane; cytoskeleton; cytoplasmic vesicle. The transcript has 6 exons.